CGUAGCCGGGCACUGACUAACGGGUCAGCGUCGCGUCGCCCGCCGUUGCCAUUUCCGCAUUUGGUGCCCAGGAAGUGGGCGGCGAGGCCUCUCGGUCUCCAAGACUCCUUCUUUCUCCAUCCUGGGAUGGCCGAGCCUGGCAUCCGCGUCCGGCCCGGCCCCAGGUCCCCCAUAGGCCCUGCGAGGCUGCUGGGUUCCCUGUGCUGACAUACUUUUCCACCAGGCCUUCCAGGCGUUUCUUACUCCGGGGACCCGAAGAGAGACAUAGGCUGACUCCAGUGAGCUCUGUAAAGACAACUGAGCGGGCCAGAACACUCACAGAGCUCAGCAUGGUAUCCUUGAUCUUCAACAGGGUUGCCAAGGGUUCUAAUUUUCCCGUUUUCAGGCCCUGUGUGUGUAAGCUGCGUGGAGCCUAGUGCACUAAGCCACACCCCACCCCUCUUAACGUUUGGGAGGAGGGUUUUAUUGUUGGUAGCUUAGGUUUGGAAUUUUGAGACAGGAUCUCCCGUGGCUAACAAUACCAGCCUCAGUAGUAGCCAAGGCUGGCCUUGAACUCUUGAUCCUCUGUCUCCACCUGGUCUUGUAUGAUGGUGCUAUUUCUGAGGAUCCGGAGAAGAACACAGUGGUACAGGCCUAUAGCAUCAGCAGAGGCUGAGGUAGAAGAACGAUUGGAAAGUGCCAUGAUUCCUCUGUGGUCCUGCCUCCUGGUGGCUGCUGUAGGUAUCCUAGGCACUGUGACACCUCAUCCUAAGGCUUCCUCUCUGCAUCGUCUCACCAAGCAGCUCUUACAGCAGUAUCACAAGGAUGUCAGGCCAGUUUACAACUGGGCUGAGGCCACCACUGUCUACCUGGACUUUUGUGUUCAUGCUGUAUUGGAUGUGGACGUACAGAAUCAAAAAUUAAAGACAAGUAUAUGGUACCAAGAGGUUUGGAAUGAUGAGUUUUUGUCCUGGAACUCCAGCCUGUUCGAUGAGAUUCAAGAAAUCUCUCUCCCUCUCAGUGCCAUCUGGGCCCCUGAUAUCAUCAUCAAUGAGUUUGUGGACCUUGAAAGAUCUCCUGACCUUCCCUAUGUAUAUGUGAACUCCUCUGGAACCAUUAGUAACCACAAGCCCAUCCAGGUGGUCUCUGCAUGCAGUUUGCAGACAUAUGCUUUUCCCUUCGAUAUCCAGAAUUGUAGUCUCACCUUCAACAGCAUGCUGCAUACAGUGGAAGACAUAGACCUGGGCUUCCUGAGGAAUAGAGAAGACAUCGAGAACGACAAAAGGGUGUUUCUGAAUGACAGUGAGUGGCAACUUCUUUCAGUGUCCUCCACAUACCACAUCCUGCGGAGCAGCGUUGGAAACUUCGCUCAGAUUCGGUUUAACGUGGUGAUUCGCAGAUGCCCGUUGGCCUAUGUUGUGAGCCUCUUGAUUCCCAGCAUCUUCCUGAUGCUUGUGGACCUGGGGAGCUUCUACCUGCCCCCCAACUGCCGUGCAAGAAUUGUAUUCAAGACCAAUGUGCUGGUGGGCUACACAGUCUUCAGGGUCAACAUGUCUGAUGAGGUGCCAAGGAGCGCAGGGUGCACCUCUCUCAUUGGGGUCUUCUUUACAGUCUGCAUGGCCCUUUUGGUUCUCAGCUUAUCCAAGUCCAUCUUGUUGAUCAAAUUCCUCCAUGAGGAGCGACAUAGUGGGCAUGAACAGCCUCUUCUUUGCCUUCGAGGAGACUCUGAUGCUGAUGAGCCUGGAUUGUACCCCAGGGCUCCGAGUGCUGAGACAACAGAGCCCCCAGUCCGUCAGGAGCACCAGGUUCAGCCGCCAGAUACCCUGAAGGAAGUUUGGCUCCAGCUCCAAUCCAUCAACAACUCCCUCCGAACUCAGGAUCAGGUUUACCAGAAGGAGGUGGAGUGGCUGGCCAUCCUGUACCACUUCGAUCAGCUGCUCUUCCGGAUCUACCUUGCUGUGCUGGGGCUCUAUACUGUCACCUUGUGCACUCUCUGGGCACUGUGGAGCAGAAUGUGACAAUGGAGACUGCUGGUCUCACUUUGCUAUGGGGUCACAACACUUAGAGCAAGCUGAAUAGUGUUUGGAGGGGGGUUGAAAGGGAAAGAGUGGGUUGAUUUAAAAAAUGUCUCCCAGACUCUAUUAUCUCUUUUUAGUGACUACACAGAUGAGCAUCUUAUUGGUUAUUGACAGAACCAGUAAACACACAUAUUCAUAAUAAAGAUGUAUAAAGAGAAUAGAGUAUACAGUAACAAGCUCUCACUUUCCCUGAACCAACGUUAGUGACCUACAUACUUCGGCUUAAGCAAAAAUGUUUGCUUUUAGAUUUUUGAAGCGAUGUCUCUUGUAGUCUAGGCUAACCUUGAACACUAUGCAGCCAAGGAUGACUCUUGACACUCCUGCCUCUCUCUACCUUCCAAGCGCUGAGAUUGUACAUACUGUGCCACCAUGCCCAGCUCCAUUUGAUACAUUCUGCUUUAACAGUCCAUGUGUCAACUUAACCUCGAGCCUGGCUAAAAACAGCUUCAUUCCUCCAGGAUCAUCAACCCAUGGUUCUGUCUCCUCCAUUCUGUCUUUGGUCUCAUAUUACCUUAUAUCCUUCUCCCUUUAAAUGUUUGGUAGCCUCUUUAAUGCAUGUGUAUAUGUGAAGAGGAAGAGGGAUAGACAGACAGAUGACAGACAGACAGACAGACAGACAGAGAUUACCCAACAGACUACAUGCUUCCCGAGCCUGGUUCUGUUACUGUUCACCCAGGAGACCUUAAACUUCGCUUCUCAGACUUCAUUUUGCCGUAUUUAAAGUAGGGACUGUUAAUAUUUACUCUCUCCAUAUCAUAGAAUUAUGAGAGCAAAGUAACUCAACAUUUUGAAAAGUAAAUCAUCGAUGACAAAAAUAAAUCUGAGACUUGCCUGCUAUCA
Onychomys torridus (southern grasshopper mouse) is the source of this 2897-nucleotide messenger RNA. RefSeq names its product 5-hydroxytryptamine receptor 3B (gene Htr3b). The transcript is spliced from 11 exons. Gene Ontology annotation, molecular function: transmembrane signaling receptor activity; neurotransmitter receptor activity; extracellular ligand-gated monoatomic ion channel activity. NCBI's taxonomy places the organism in Eukaryota, Metazoa, Chordata, Mammalia, Rodentia, Cricetidae. The record is from RefSeq and is a predicted model, not a curated record. Gene Ontology annotation, cellular component: synapse; neuron projection; postsynaptic membrane. The coding region runs from base 585 to 1997 and encodes 470 amino acids. Gene Ontology annotation, biological process: nervous system process; monoatomic ion transmembrane transport; chemical synaptic transmission.